GCUACGAAUGAAAAACCAUAAGCGUAGAACAAGCUUUGUCGCGUCUCAAAUUUCAAACAUCAAUCUUCAUUCCUAGCCGAUUCCAUUCACAUUCCAUUUUCCUCAAUUCCCAUGUCACUUCUGUUAGCGUUUCGAUUUCGCAGUUCACAUCGCCAUGAGAACCAACAAGUUUACCGCGUUAACUUUCUGGGUUUCAUGCGCGGAUUGGAUUCGAUCUCUCUAUAAUGCUUGCACUGACAAGAGUUUUCAAUCUUGAACAGUGGUAAUGGCGAGGUUUAUCCCUGGAUUCGCAUUGCCUAUGCUCCUUCUGUUAGCAUCUUUGCUUAACUGGAGUUUGAUAUCGUUGCUUGAUUUGAUGGCAUUCCUUUUCAUUCAGUACACUGCUUCUAGAAAGGGAUUCCGUGUUCAUCAACAAUAUUUGAUAUCAUGGUCCGUUCUAAUGUUAUCGUCUCUGACCUUACUCUCCCAUGCCGUAUUUCAUAUUGUUUUAGCCAUUGAGGGGGAUCAUUGGAGUACUGCUGAUGCUCAGUGGGCUGAGCUAAUUGGAUUUAUACGAGUGCAUUCUUGGAGGACUUUGCUGGGAGAGCACUUUUUGGUCACACAAGUAUUAGCAACUUUUCUUUCUAUAGUUGAAAUCUAUGGAAAUUGGUUUGAUCAAAAUCUAUGGUGGAGAGACUUUUGUUCGGGGCAUCUAUGUUAUUUUGUUCUGCUGAUAGGAUCUCAUCUCAAGGGUACUUGCUGCUUAUUGUUACCUGCCGUACAAUUAAUUGCUGGGAUAAGUCAUGUAUCUUGGAUUUCUUUCCCUUUUUUCAUUUGUAGCAGCAUAGGACUUGUUGAUUGGUCAUGGACAAGCAAUUAUUUAGGUAUUUUUCGGUGGUGGAAAUAUCUUCUAUUUUAUGGUGGCUUCAAUAUCAUUUUUCUGUAUAUAUAUCAACUUCCCAUUGAAUUCCCCGCAACUUUUAGGUGGAUUUUUUUCCACUUUGGGUUGUUCAAAAUUUCUACAAGUUCAGAAUGGUCAGAAGUUUGUUCUGGUCUUUCACUUCUACUUUUCUACAUUAUGUUAUCUUGGAUUAGAAGCGAGCUAGCCGAAAUGGAGAUCAUCACAUCUACAAGAGAAAGUGACUUGACCGCGCAGCUUCUUCCUAAGAAGCAUUCUAAUUUUCUUCAAGAGUCCAGGUCUUGUAUGAGGCACACUAAUUUGUUAUUGCGAGGAGUUGUUUCUCGGUCAUUUAGUAUCAACUUUCUAACAUACGGUUUUCCGAUUUCCUUGCUGGCUCUAUCAUUAUGGAGUUUUCACUUCGCAAGUCUUGGCUCAUUUGGAUUGCUUGCUUAUGUGGGAUACAUUUUGUAUGCCUUCCCUUCCAUGUUUCGGUUGCACUAUUUAAAUGGCAUGCUUCUUGUUUUCAUUCUGUUUUGGGCAGCUAGCACAUAUAUCUUCAAUGUGGUACUCACUUUCUCUAGUAACAAAUCAUGGAAGGAUAUGGAAAUAUGGGAAACUAUAGGCUUGUGGCAUUACCCUAUCCCAGGAUACUACUUGCUUGCUCAAUUUUGUCUUGGUUUUCUUUUUGCUAUGUGUAGUCUUGUGAACAGUUCAGUUUUAUUGUGCAUUACUGGUCAAGGACAAUUAACAGCUGAUGAAGCUGUAGUGGAAGUGGAAGAAGAGACGACACUAUCGGUUGUGGCUACAAUAGCAUGGGGACUACGCAAGUGCUCACAUGCUGCAGUACUGAUAUUGAUAUUUCUUAUUUCAAUAAGAUCUGGUAUCGUUCAUGCUGUUUAUAUGAUUUUCUUUUUAAUUUAUCUAUUAAGCCAUGCAAUCGACUGUAAAUUACACCGAGCUAUUAUACUUCUAUGUGAGGCACAGUUUGCCGUUCAAUUCAUUCUACAACUUGAUUUGAUCUCCAAAACUUUGGACCAGAAGGGUUCAUAUGCUUUUGAGAUUCUCUCACAAUUAGGUCUGCUUAAUUAUAUCCAUUCAGUGGAUUUCUUCCAGAUAUCGAUUCUUGCUUGUUUCUGUGCAAUUCACAGUCAUGGGCUGCAAACACUCAUUUCACUGUCAGCUAUCGUUCAGCAAACAUCUUGUCCCCCAUUUGGCUUUAGCAUCUUGAGAGCUUUCUUGAUCAGACCUGUUUGUUUAUCAGGUUAUAGUCCAAGGUCUAGUGAGAACCAAGGAACUCAUGAGAGGAAGACUAAAUCAUAUUUGGAGGUCAUAAGACUGAGUUUCCUGUCUAUUUAUCGGUUGUGUGGCAAAUACAUUGCCUUCAUAACAAUUCUCUUCACUAUAUACCUUUGCACGCCCAACUAUGCUUCAUUUGGCUACUUAUUCUUUCUUCUACUGUGGAUAAGUGGGAGACAACUUGUUGGCAAAUCAAGAAAGCAUCUUUGGUAUCCUAUGAAAGUGUAUGCUAUAGUUGUGUUUAUCUCCAUUUACGGCAUUGGUGUCUUUUCCAGCUCUGAGGGGUGGUUUCCUAGGAUUGUUGAUCUUCAAACUGCAUUUGGUUAUAACCCAGAAGCUUCGAUGUUGCAAAACAUUUGGAGAUCUUUGGCUGUUUUGGUUGUGAUGCAGCUAUAUAGCUAUGAAAGGAGGAAGAGCAAAAGAUCUGCAUCUAGUGACUACAGUGGACCAGAAGUAGGACCCUUUGCUUUUGCCAGACGCCUUUUGUUUCAGCAUGCCGAGAAAAUACUAUUUCUUGCCCUAUUUUAUGCAUCCUUGUCGCCUAUAAGUGCAUUUGGUUUCCUGUACCUUCUUGGUCUAAUCAAUUGUUCAAGAUUACCAAAGUUGUCUCAUAUUCCUGCAAAAGUAUUUCUAAUUUAUUCAGGACUUCUUAUAUCGGUUGAAUAUCUUUUCCAGAUGUGGGGAAAUCAGGCUGAGAUGCUCCCUGGUCAAGAGCACUUCCAGUUGUCAUUAUUUAUGGGUUUGCAGUUGUAUAAACCUGGUUUUAAAGGUUUGGAGUCAGGAUUAAGGGGAAAGGUUGUGGUUAUUGUAGCAUGUAUACUUCAAUACAAUGUUUUGCGUUGGUUGGAGAAAAACGAUGUUCAUGGAAAUGGAGGAAAAUGGAAUGAACCUUGUCCUCUGUUCAAUCCAAUAGAAGUUUCCAAUGAAAUUACGGCCUGUGCACAGAGCAAACAAUUGGAAAAUUCCAAUUCACCAACAUUUAAAAAAAGUGGAAGAAGUCGUUCAUGGCCAACUUCUAAUUCUGCAUUAUCCCAGGGGGCAGAUUCAGGGCCUGAAAGAGACAGUGCAAAAAAAAUAAGAUAUUUUCAUUUCUGGGAGAGUUCCAAGGAUAGCUUGAAGUGGAAUAGAAAACGGAUUUUUUUCUUAAGAAAAGAAAGGAUGGAGAUGCAGAAGACUGUUUUAAAAGUAUCCUUGAAGUUCUGGAUUGAAAAUAUCUUCAAUUUAUUUGGUCUUGAAAUCAACAUGAUUGCUUUGCUUCUUGCUAGCUUUGCUGUGUUGAAUGCUAUAUCUCUGCUCUAUAUAGCAUAACUUGCUGCUUGUGUUCUUCUUCAUCGGCUACUAAUUAAAAAACUAUGGCCUGUUUUUGUUUUCUUAUUUGCUUCCAUCGUCAUUAUUGAAUACUUGGCCAUCUGGAUGCACAACACUUAUACGAACCAAGAGGAAGAACAACUACCAUGCAAUGACUGUUGGAGAAGAGUAUCAGAUAUACAUUUUAGCUACUGCAAAAAAUGUUGGUUAGGAAUUAUUGUGGAUGAUCCUUAUAUGCUUAUUUGGUAUUAUGGUGUUUUCAUGUUUUCAUGUUUCAAAUUCCGUGCUGACCGGUCAUCUUGUCUCACUGGAUUGGAGAUGUACCAGAAGAUACUCUCCCAAUGGAAAUCUGCCUCAGUACUAAGUGAUCUAUCAUUUGAGACAAAAGGAUACUGGACAUUUGUUGACCACCUGAGGCUUUAUGGUUACUGUCACUUGCUAGAUUUUGUUCUCUCGUUGAUUUUGAUUACAGGAACUCUUGAAUAUGAUAUUCUGCAUCUUGGCUAUCUUGGUUUUGCUCUGGUUUUCUUCCGGAUGAGGCUAAAGAUACUAAAGCAGGGAAAUAAAAUUUUUAAAUUCUUAAGGAUGUAUAAUUUUGUUCUCAUUGUCAUGUCACUUGCAUAUCAAUCUCCUUUUGUUGGAAACUUCAGUAAUUUCAAAUUUGGUUCAAUAGAAUCCAUUAAUGGAUUGAUUGGAUUGCACAAGUAUGAUUAUGGGUUUCGAAUUACAUCAAGAUCAUCAAUUGUGGAAAUCAUAAUAUUUGUGUUGGUAGCACUACAGUCAUACAUGUUUUCAUUUCCAGAGUUUGCUUAUGUUUCAAAACAUCUCGAGAAAGAGCAGAUUGGUGCCAUACUUAGACAGCAGGAGAAGAAAGCUGCUUGGAAGACUGCUCAUUUGCGGCAUAUUCGUAAAGCUGAGGAGUUGAAACAUCUUCGGAGCUUGCAAGUAGAAAAGAUGAAAUCGGAGAUGCUAAAUCUUAAAAAUCAGCUACAUAAUAUUAACACUGAAGCAAAUUGUAGUAAUGCUUCUCUACAAAUUGAUGGCCUAACAAAUAGAGGAAACUCUUCCGUAGAUUUGCAUCCGGAAAAUGGGUUCAGGAAGCAAGAUCUUGAUAUGACUACGGAGACAACUAGUCCAUUUGAUGGGAAACAAUCUCUACUGAGUGAAAAAUCAAAAUGUCCACUGAUACCACAAUACCGGAAGCACCCAAUGGUUUCUCCUCAUGGAAUUGUGGAGGGAAAGGAAAGAACUAAAAACAAUAAUGUUUUGGAUUUGGAAAUAAGAAAUCGUUGUGAACUUCCAGGUAGGAGAAAUUCUUUGGUUUCAGCUAUAUAUUUCAUAGGAAGUGGGCUAUCUCAGUUACAAUCUCUUGGAAAUAUGGCAGUUACAAAUCUAAUGAACUAUCUAAAGAUAGAACGUGGGGAACUAGAGUCAACUGAAGAUUCUUCAGAGGAUGAGGAAUACUAUGAGAUUGAAAUUGAGAAUCAGAAUGUCGGUGCCGAACCUUUAGAACCUGCAAUUUCUACCCACUCUUUUCACGAGCAUACUGUGCCUGAUACUGCAUGCCUCCAAAUUGGAAUUAUUUUACGUUACAUGUGGUCCCGAAUGAGGUCAAAUAAUGAUGUUGUUUGCUAUUGCUGCUUUAUUCUAAUAUAUCUAUGGUACUUCAGUUUACUUUCUGUGGUCUAUCUAGCAGCUCUCUUCUUAUAUGCUCUCUGUCAAAAUACUGGUCCCAGUUACAUAUUUUGGGUUAUUAUGCUAAUCUAUACGGAGGUGUGCAUUUUGCUUCAGUACUUGUAUCAAAUCAUCAUUCAACAUACCGAGUUUGAAUUUCAUGCUAGCUUACUUCAAAAAUUAGGAUUUCCUACUAAGCAAAUAACAUCAUCUUUUGUGACAAGCAAUUUACCAUUUUUCCUGGUAUAUAUAUUCACUCUUGUGCAAAUCUCCGUAACUGUGAAGGAUGGGGGUUGGACAAUUACUGCAGAUCUCACCUUUUAUAAGAGAAGAAAUCAGAGGUGCAUAGAGAAUUUAAAGUGCUCCACCUACCGGGAGAGAUUACCGAGAUUAUUUUUACCCGUGAAAAGUAUACUGAAACUGAUUAUCAGAAGCCUCUGUAGGUACUGGAAAUCAUUGACAUGGGAUGCAGAAACUCCCCCUUACUUUGUCCAGCUGUCUAUGGAAGUUAUCUCGUGGCCUAAAGAGGGAAUUCAACCAAAGAAAAUUGAAUCAAGAAUAAAUAAGUUGCUGAAGAUCUUGCAUAGGAGGAGAUGCAAAGUGGAUAACCAUUUUAAAUUGCACUCAGCAAGUAGGGUUCGUGUACAGAGCAUUGAAAAAGGCGAAGAAAACGAAAACUUGUGUCUUGUUGUUUUUGAGGUGUUAUAUGCCUCCCCUCCUGCUGAAUUUGCUUCUGAGGAAUGGUACAGUUCAUUAACCCCAGCGAAAGAUGUAUCUAAUGAGAUUCAGAAAGCUCAACAAGUUGGUAUUUUUAAAGAAAUUGCAUUUCCAUAUCGCAUACUAUCCGUCAUUGGUGGUGGAAAGAAGGAAAUUGAUCUGUAUGCCUACAUCUUUGGAGCUGAUUUGGUUGUUUUCUUCUUAAUUUCCAUUUUAUACGAAACAGUUAUGAAAGCUAAUAGUGAGUUUUUUGAAGUCUAUCAGCUUGAAGAUCAGUUCCCAGAAGAUUUUGUAUUAGUUCUCAUGGUUGUCUUUUUCUUGAUUGUGCUUGAUCGAAUUAUAUACCUCUGCUCAUUUGCAACAGGAAAAGUUAUUUUCUAUUUAUUCAACCUUAUUCUCUUCACGUAUUCUGUCACAAAAUAUGCUUGGGAUAUGGAUCCUUUACACAGAUAUGCUGGGAUACUAGCACUCCGAGCCAUUUAUCUCACAAAAGCAAUUUCUCUGGUUUUGCAAGCCAUACAAAUUCAUUUUGGGAUUCCACAUAAGAGCACUUUGUACAGGCAGUUUUUGACCAGUAGUGUUUCUCGGAUUAAUGUUUUGGGUUUUCGACUAUAUCGUGCUAUACCUUUCCUUUAUGAAUUGAGAUGUGUGCUAGAUUGGUCUUGCACAACAACAUCUUUGACUAUGCAUGACUGGCUCAAGUUAGAAGACAUUCAUUCAAGUCUGUUUCUUGUCAAAUGCGAUGUGGAUCUGAAUAGAGCCAGACACCAACAAGGACAAAAGCAGACAAAAACGACGAAGUUCAUCAAUGGGAUAUGUUUAUUUUUUGUAUUACUAUGUGUCAUAUGGGCUCCAAUGUUGAUGUACAGCAGUGGUAACCCAACAAACAUUGCGAACCCAAUCAAAGAUGCAAGUGCCAGGGUUGAUAUAAAGACAUCAAGUGGACGGUUGACACUGUUUGAGACUACUUUGUGCGAGAAGAUUUCUUGGGAAAAUCUUGAAGCACGAACAAGUUUGGAUCCCCAGGGUUAUCUUAAUGCAUACAAUGAGAAAGACAUCCAAUUAAUUUGCUGCCAAUCAGACGCAAGUACAUUGUGGCAUGUUCCACUAAUUGUGCAGACCAGAUUUAUAAAGUCCCUUACGCGACGCAUGGACAUUUCUUUCUCCUGGGAAUUUUUCAGAGAUAGGCCUAAAGGAAAGGAAGCAGUCAAGUAUGAAUUGACCAUAAUGGAGCCGAAUAUUCCCACAUCUUCAGAAGUGACUAAAGUUUUCAAUGGUACUUCUAACAGUUUCGCAGUAUUCAAUAUUUACCCUAGAUAUUUCCGAGUCACAGGGUCCGGAGAUGUGCGAUCCCUCGAACAGUCGGUUGAGCUGGUUAGUGGGGAUCUUGUUCUUAACCGUGGAGAUCCUGAGUGGUGGUCGUUUUAUGAUAUGGGCUAUUUAGGCUCACUUGGAUGUGGGAAGUUCCCAGGACCCAUGGCUAUAAUUGUAUCUGAAGAAACCCCGCAGGGCAUUAUCGGUGACACUCUCAGCAAGUUUAGUAUCUGGGGGCUGUACAUUACCUUUGUCCUAGCAGUUGGACGUUUUAUCCGAUUACAAUGUUCUGACUUGCGAAUGAGAAUUCCUUUUGAGAAUCUUCCCUCGUGUGACAGAUUGAUGGCAAUAUGUGAAGAUAUAUAUGCUGCAAGAGCUGCUGGAGAGCUUGAAGUGGAAGAGAUUUUAUAUUGGACGCUUGUUAAAAUCUACCGUUCUCCACACAUGUUGUUAGAGUAUACUCAGGAUGAAUAAAUUCUUGAAAGUCUUGGAAGAUAUUCAGUCUCCUAUUGUAUAUUGCAGAAUCAUCGACAUUUGAGCAUAACCCCAUUCUCAGAUGGUUUCCGUUGGAAACACAAAACAGGAAGAGGAAGACCAUAUGCAAAGGCUGCUCAACCGAAUGAAUCUCGAGUUGUAUAUGGAGUCACUCGUACAAUCAGAACUCAUAUAUUGACUGAGGGAUACUGCUUUUGGUUCUGGGUUAUUCCAUACUCUCUUCAGGAAUUGGUCAAGGUAGCAUACACACACUUUAAGAUGUAAAUUUGAGUGAUUCCUACCUAAACUACCUUAUAUAUGUGUAAGCCACUUGCUAAAUCAGUUAAUUAGUUACCACAAAUUAUACAUAAAAAAAUAGACUUAUUCACAUUGA
Messenger RNA from Vigna umbellata (rice bean), 8057 nucleotides. Its product is annotated as piezo-type mechanosensitive ion channel homolog. The record is from RefSeq and is a predicted model, not a curated record. Gene Ontology annotation, molecular function: mechanosensitive monoatomic ion channel activity; monoatomic cation channel activity. Gene Ontology annotation, cellular component: membrane. Gene Ontology annotation, biological process: cellular response to mechanical stimulus; regulation of membrane potential; detection of mechanical stimulus. NCBI's taxonomy places the organism in Eukaryota, Viridiplantae, Streptophyta, Magnoliopsida, Fabales, Fabaceae.